Molecule: messenger RNA, 5414 nt
Organism: Caenorhabditis auriculariae
Lineage: Eukaryota; Metazoa; Nematoda; Chromadorea; Rhabditida; Rhabditidae
Source: the annotation of a GenBank genome assembly
AUGUGCGUCAGUUGGGCGGCUCUACCCAUUUUGGUGCAUUUCGUAACAAGAAAGUUGAUUUCUACUGCCUUCCAUGCGAAUAUUAAGGUAUUCAACUUUAUUUUAUAGUAUUUAGAAGUUCAAUAUUUCAGAUUCUAUUGGUGUCAUAUUUCGGCAACGCGAUAUUAUGUACAACUUUUCAGUGUUUUAUGUUUGUAAGUUUCUUGAUUAAAAAUAUUGAAAUUACACAGUUUUGCUAACAAGGGAGGCCAUUAUACUUUGGGGUUGGGAAUUUCCUAAAAAAAGAAAAGUUCCUUAAUGUACCUAGUAUGAAGUCUAAAAGUUUCAACUUGCUCAGCUUCCUAGAUUUCGAGAAAUAAUGUCUCAAAAUGGCCUGUUUUCUCGGAUUUUUAUGAUUUCCUUUGACCUUAAAGUUUCUUUUCUGGACAACUAAAAAUUCGUGCAGGCUGGAAUUUUCAGAAUCUUCAUCAGGUACAUCAAGGAGCAUUCUGGCUAGUUUUCCGAAAAAUCCCAACCGCAAAGUUAAAUUACCCUUCUACUGGGAGCUUCUUGAACUAAAUACCUUAGAAUUCCUUGUAACUUCCUCAAAACAAGCUUGCACAAAAAGACACCAAAAAGUGACCAAUUUGGGCAUUCCAGACAAUGUUUUUUUCUGACAGAUCAUUUCAGACCUACGCGUCACUUAUCCCAUUCAUUGUCACGGAUCCAUGCGAGCUCCUAAUCCCACGAACUUUAUUCAUUAUCAUCCACGUACCUCUUCUCUACGGUGUUUUCGGGUCUUCAUUCAUUAUGAUCGGGAUGAUGAUCGAAAGGAUUGUCGCCUUGGUUUAUCAUAGGGAUUACGAGAGUUGGAGGACCUUACUGGGUCCUUUUUUGGCUGCUGCAGCGGUGGGUUUUUAUUUUGGAAAAAAAGCAUGUGCGCGCCAUGGAUAAAAAUGUCACUUUUCUCGAGAAAUCCUUGAAAAAAGCCGUUUAAAAUAAGUUUUUUUGACUACGCCCCGCCCAUAUUUAGUCCGUAAAGUGUAUUGCGUCGUGUGUUUACACUGCAAUUUUCGGAAUUCAGUUAAAUUUUUCUUUCUCUGGCGGCUAUUUUGAACUUCGCGGAAUCACUUUGAAAACCAAAAUUGAAAAAAAAAGAGAAAUCGAUUCGUCUCAUGACCCAUUGAACAUGCGCCUUUAAUAUCCCCUGUUGUUUACGCUGGUUUUUCAUGACGUCACAUGGGAACGGCGGUGGUUAUGACUCCGCCCCCUUCAUUUUUGGUUUUGCAUUUUCUUCAAGUAUCAAAAACGCCGUGAUAAAAAGUUAUGCGCUAUCAAGAGAUUUCGACCAAAAAAAUUCAAAAAAGCUUGGCUGGAAAUACAAAGACUUUGUUUGCUCUAUGGACAAAAAAUAUUUUUUUUGGAAAAAAAUGGAAAAAGGGAUGAUCCAAGAACGAAAACCUAUUUACAGACUUCCUGUGGAAUAUUAAUAACUGUUUAUCCCUAUCACAACGAACAAUUCACUGCAAAGCAAGUUUCCUUCAUUGCCACGCCGGGUUCGGCAGCAGAAAAGGUUUUUUUUCGAAUAUUUUUGGUCGCACUUGGAAUGGCUCGAUAGGAUCCCUUAGUGAGAACCGUCCAGACCAUUCCAAAUGUGGCCAAAGAGUUCUCUGUUCAAAUUAAAUUUAUUUUGAUUCAGAUAAAUAUAAUCUUCAUACUCAGUGUCUGUGUGGGUGUCGUCAGUUUGAUUGGGAACUUGUUUUUAUUUUUCGCAACUCGGAAAUUUGAGAAAGAGUGAGAUUUUCUUCAUUAAACAAGUCCCGUAAAAAAACUUUGCCUAAAAAAUCACAUUUUUUGAAAUUAAACGCAGAUUUUUUUCUACAUGUAACAAGCAACGUUCCAGCAGAUUAAGCCCAAAAAUUUAAUUCAAAGUAAACAUAGUUUCAGUUUAAAAAAAUAAACAUAAACAGUGAAAAAAAUAACUUACGAAAAAAACCGCCAAAGUUUUCGAAUCGAAAAAUCCAAUCCUUGAUGGAAACUUGAUGAUAUCAUAGUCAUCAACCUCUUCAUUUUGCUUUCCCUUGAUUCCUGAAAAAAAUAUAACUUGAUUUCAACGCUAUAUCUCUUUCUCAAAAAUGCUAUAAGAACUGAAAAAAACUAAUAUUCAAUGAUUUUAUACUUUCAAUAAAUUCAGAAGGAAUUUUCGUUGAAAAAUCUCAACUCUUUUACUCAAAACGAGCUUUUAUGCUGCAAAAACCAAUGGAGCUUUUUAAAAAUACUACCUUGAGAAACUUAAAACAGAAAAUAACUGAAAAAACCACAUUGAAAAAUAGCGAAAAAGAAAAAUAAAAAAACGAAGUGAAUAAAAAAAUAAAUUAUGUUGAUCGAACUCUGGGUCUCGAGCGGAGACACUGCAAUUUGGCAGAGCAACUUGCGCCUUUAAUAAGGAAAUCGCUUGUUCUCAGGCACUGGCGCGCGAGAGCGCGCUCCUGUUGCAGGGACGACCGGGGGUCUGGCGGGGACGACCGGGUUGUCACUCGAAUUUAAGGCCUUCGCUUCAAAGAAGCGAACAAAAAAACGCAUAAUUUUAUGUGAAAAAAAGAGGUUUAUUUUUUUGGAGUUCUAUCCCUGAUCACACAGAAAUGGUUUCCAAACACAAUUAAAGUUUUUUUAAAUAGGUUCAGGAUGAGUUAUGCUGGAAAUCGAGUUAGAAUUUUUGUGGCUGUAGGUUUUCAAAUGCGGAAUUAACCGCAUUCUGUCAAACAAUUAAUAUAUGAUUCUCCGUUCUUGUUUUAUUUCCCAUAUUUGUGGAAAAAAUCAUGAUUAAAUCAAACAAAAAAACAACUUCAAUUUUAAUUCUCAAAAAUAGUUGAAGUUUUAAUCAUUAGGAUUUAUAUGUAUGCAUCAGGCUGUGAGGCCUGAUCCGGGCCAGGCUUGUGCGUCAGACCGGGCUUCGGGCCUUUUUGAUAAAAGCCUGCAGGGGUUUAAAAAAAUUUUUAAUUUCAAUAAAAAAACAUUUUAACCGUUUUGCUUUUAAGCCUUCCUGCGUCCGGGCCGUGCUUAGAUAAUGGUCGGGGGCCGAUAGGCUGACUUUUUUACUUGCUUCUGUUUUUUAUUGGGAUCUGAGUCAAAAAAUAACCGAAAGCGUGAUUUUUUUCUAAUAGAUAAGUCCGACAUUCGAGUUGCAGAAAAUUUGCGCCUUUUGGGCCGGGCCGACCGAUUUUGCUCGAGGCCCGCUAAGACCUGGUCUGGCUCAGAAAAUGGCCGGGGUCGUUGGACUGACGUGCUGGCCCUCGCACAAGCUAGCGAGUAGUCUAUUGAAGGGUCUGAAGCCUAACGAUAGUAUUACGAGAAGACUUUACAAAAUUCCACACCAUAUCGAAAGAUAAAAUUUUGCACAGAUAGCCAUUUGCGAAUUCGCUUUCCAGCAGGGUUGUACGAGAUGUGCUUUUUUGUAAUCAAGGCGAGACAAAGUUCCUAUAAUUUUUCGAGAGGAGACAUAUCCCACUGCACAUUUCCCACUGUCUGCCACGACAUGAUGGAAAUCGGUCGAUUCGGUUGGUUCGGUUUUUUCAGAGCGGCCAUUAUUUUGAAAUAUUUCAAGUUUUACUUCAGCUCAAAACUGUUUGAGUCUCUAAAAUGCGUAUAGUUCUUGAUUUUUGGUUAGUUUGAAUAUCAAAAAAAUCAAAUAUAAACUGCCCGAAAGUGGAGAUUUUUGUGUUUUUUUAAAGUUUGAGUAAACUUCAAAACAAGCUUUUUUUACUGACUUGAAAACCGAAAUAUAGGAUAUUAAAAAAAUAAGUUUUAUUAAUAUGUGAGAGCACUUCAGGCGAAAAAUAGAAAUUUUUAGAAAAAGGGAGUUUCUGAAAUUUUAACGACCAUAUUUUUCGAAAAAGCAGGUUUCGCAAGAUUUCAUUUUAUGAGUUAUUUUACUUGAACCAUUAACACAUCAAUGAACGCCAAAAAAAGGUCUAAAAGUUUGGAAAUUUGACAGAAUAGCCCUUACAAAAAAACCGACCGAACCGACCAAUUUUUCAAACACGCCGUCUGCAACGGCGCGCGAACGUGUUGGUGGACUGACAACCCGGUCGUCCCCGCAUGGAAGCGCCGGUCUUCCCCGCCCAGUGCCUGAGUUUUUGCAAUAUUUGUUGUUUUUAAAUUUUAAAGCGUUUUUAACGUUCUGUAAGCGUGUUGGAUAGGCUCAGAUCAGUAAUUUGUUGGAGAGGUGUACAGUUUGGGGAGUGAAUUUUGAACUUUAAUUUAGCCAAAAACCUGAAAAAAAUCCCUACUUCAAAAACCGUCCGCAUAUUUUAACUUUCAUUGGUUUGAAACUUGAGAUUUCAUGGCCUUUUUUUCUCGUCAGGACUUGUUCUAGGAAUUUUUCUUAAUUCGAAAAAUUUGAAAAAUCUCUUCAUUUUUCAGAUGGCGAGAACGGCAAACCCCUGUCCUCACGCUAUCAAAUGUCGGAAAACGUCCGGACGACCAAAUUCACGGUGGUCAUCUCCUUGAUUCACGUCAUCGUCUACCUGAUUUACCUGUCCGGAACUCUUACCACACGUCUUCAUAAGGACUCUUUUGCCACUCCGGUCGAUUUCCAGGCCUUUCGAGGCGUUUUCUUUGUGGGUCCGAUUUUUUUGUUGUACAGUUGUUAUAAAAAUUUAUGAAUUUAGGGACAAGUUGAGUGAAUUUUAUUAAUUUCUUUUUGGUUACUUAGGAACUUUAUACUGAUCCCUAUAGGGUCUGACCCCUUUGCCCUUAAAGCUUAAGUGGUCCCUAUAGGGUUCGUUUGAUUUUUUUGAAAACAGGUUUAUUUUUUUCAUUUUUUUCGCGUAGAGCUCAUGCCGUGUUCAAAGUAAUUUCCGCGAAAUGCAAAACGGUCUCUGACCCUCCAAAAUUUAGUUAUCUUUCUCUUUCUCUGACAGCUAUUUUGAAUUUCGCGGAAUCACUUUGAACACGGCAUCAUAAAAAUUAUCGACUAGCAUUUCCCCUACAAAAGCCACUAACUAAAACCCCUUAGGGACCACUUUUGCAAGCUUUAAUGACCCCUAUAGGGUUGGUAAAGUACUCCCUACAGAAGACCCUGAGGUUGUCCCUAUAGUGGCCACUCUGGAGUUGCUAAGUAGUUUGAUCCAAAAUCUCUUCGAUGAGAGUCUAAUUCUGAUUUUUACAAGCCUCUUAAAGCUUUUUGUGGUUCUAAUAGUCAAAAUUGGUGUUUUCCUAUCAUUCCAAGCAUUUUUCGAACAACCGAAAACUUGCAGUUCGUGCCAGAUAUGUUCCUGUUCAUGGGAUGCAUGGCCCAGAGGCUUCUGGACAGUAUGCGGAUGGCCGAAACGAAGAGAAUCCGAACCUCCGUCGCGAUCCGAUUCAACGGCGUCGAAGGCGCCAACAACUACUUCCAAGCCAUUCAGAAGCAGUGGAACUCCAUUGAUUCUUGA